Molecule: messenger RNA, 711 nt
Organism: Ylistrum balloti
Lineage: Eukaryota; Metazoa; Mollusca; Bivalvia; Pectinida; Pectinidae
Exons: 2
Coding region: 1-711 (236 amino acids)
Molecular function (GO): starch binding
Source: RefSeq, a predicted model, not a curated record
AUGUCGCUGAGUGGUAGGAAUACUUUUGUGUCUUACAUAUUUGAAAUAGCAUACGUGGUACAUAACACACAAGAUCGCCUCGCACUGUGUGGCUCCAUCGGAGAGCUUGGUCUUUGGCAGCUUGAAGAUGCGGUACUCGCCAGGGAAAUGCCGCCAAAAUCAGGAACGUGGUUUGCUGCCGUGGAACUUCCGCCAAAGUCGGAGUUCAGUUGGAAAUGGGUUGUUUUGAAUGACCAGAAACAUGCGGUACGCUGGGAAGAGAGGCCACCAAGAAACCACAGGACAGGGGUUUAUCACGGAAGGCUGCACACGUGUUGGAAUGGCGGAGAGACUCUGUCCAUUUCACAGAAACAAAAAUUUAAACAUAUUGGAAUAGAUGAUGCUGGCGAUGAAAAUGAAGAAGAAAGCAGCACAAUAUCUUCGUUGAAUACGGUAAAAUUGUGGACGGCAGACGAAGAUAUUUUUGCCCCUAGAUAUUCUCUUCCGUCUAUUGUCAGUACCCAUGAUAUCAAACCGAAUCAUGAUGAAGUGUCAGCUCAGGAAGUAAUUCGCCGACAAACUUUAUUGGAAAAGUCAAGCACGAAAAGAAUAGAAACCCCGGAGUUUCCAAAACUGUCAAAUUUCUUUGAAAAUCAAAGACGGAGACUCUCCGAAUGGGUCGUUCGCGUCCAACAUUUUAUGUACACUCUUAUUGAAAUAAAUUACAGUUAG